AUUAAUUACAAGUUUUUCAAACAAAAAUUAGUUUUAAUAACAAUUAACACAAGCGUUGAAUGCAUUGAAUGAAUAGUAAUAACAGUAAUAAUAAUGCUAUCGAUUAGUGACGAGCAAAAGGAGUCAAUCGUACGGCUGAUGAACGCUAUAGUGAGCGACAGUCCAGUUGUCACUAAUCUUAACAAUCGGUCGAUAGUUAGCCAGAAGUUAGUGAAACUCAUCCACUAUUUUGAACACUCAAUCAGCGAAGGCAAUAAGAGUCUUCUGGUACUGAAAUGUGUGUCGUUUGAGGCGCUGAUCGAGAACUGGUUACUCGACUACUACUGCGAAGACUCUGUGAUGGAGUCGUUCGACAUCGAGGAAGGCGUCGAACAAGAGUUGUCCACCGCUUCGCUGCUCAUACUAUACGUGAUCCACAAGUUCUCCAUCUGUUUCCCGCAUAUUGUCAUGUAUUUCAACGACCACUGGAACCAAUUGCGUGUGUUUAACGCGCGCUUGGAUCAGAUGCUCAAGAAGGACAAAGUGGCCGCACUGUUGCGCCAACAGAUGGACGCCAAUACCUCUUCCAACGCUACCGUCAAUACCUCCACGUCUACCACCGCUGGUGACGAUGAUUACAACGAUAGUACAAACUAUGGCCAAACGGCGGCAUCCGAUUCGCGGACCGCCGACACCGGGAGUGAUAUUGAAUACCACAUAAAGUCCGAAGCCGUGGAGUUCUUGGACGCCAUCAAUGACAUGGACGCAGAGUCGAUGGGUGGUCUGCCCACAGCGUACGCCACGGCCGGCCUUCAACUCAAGCCAAACACAGUGCACACGUACUCAUCGCUGGCCUCCAUGGCUGACGAACUAAUCAUACCUCAAAUGUUGGACACCGGCGGCAACGGGUCGUCGCCCGACCAGACGUCUCAGUCGGGCGGCCAAACGAGUAGCGGCCAGACAUUGGUGUGUCUAUACUGUCACCGAUCAUUCGCCUCGAAAUACAAGCUGAAACGGCACGAGUUUGUCCACAAACCGCUGUCCAAGCCGUUCAUGUGUCCGUGGAAUGGCUGCGAACUCCGGUUCCGGUCGUCGUUUGAUAUGCGCCGACAUCUGGUGACCCAUACGGGCGAACGCAACUUCGGGUGCGAUGAGUGCGGCAAACACUUCUCGCGCGCCGACAAACUCAAGGAACACAAACAAACGCAUACGAAACGUAUGGCUCGAUCGGUGGCCCGACAGUCAGCGGCAGCCGCCACGGCAUCGGUAGCCACGGAUGUCGUCGCCGCCGGUGAGUCGCUGCUGGCCGUCGACACCCGCGCUGUCGCCGGUGUUGAGAGCAACGAGUUUAAUGUUUUUGACGCCGAUUUGUUUGAUCAUCAAUUGGUGGUGAAGACUGAACUCAAUGUACUGUAA
Messenger RNA from Medioppia subpectinata, 1395 nucleotides. The record is from the annotation of a GenBank genome assembly. Lineage: Eukaryota; Metazoa; Arthropoda; Arachnida; Sarcoptiformes; Oppiidae.